This is a messenger RNA of Gasterosteus aculeatus aculeatus (three-spined stickleback), 3886 nucleotides long. RefSeq names its product mitochondrial elongation factor 1 (gene mief1). Gene Ontology annotation, cellular component: mitochondrial outer membrane. NCBI's taxonomy places the organism in Eukaryota, Metazoa, Chordata, Actinopteri, Perciformes, Gasterosteidae. Gene Ontology annotation, biological process: mitochondrion organization; positive regulation of mitochondrial fission. The record is from RefSeq and is a predicted model, not a curated record.
GACAUAACCUUUGGUCUCAUUUCUGAAACGUACGUUUGCGUGUUUUUGUUUAUUGUUGUUUGUGUACUUGUGUAGUUGCUUGCACUUUGUCCCCCGCAUUCGUUGCGUGCGCGCGCCUUGUCAACACGGCUGUUUAAAGGAGCCAGGGUGUCCCCCCUCUCCAUGUGUGGUCCCUAAUGGGCGGCUGGUCUCGCAGUGCCGUGCUGGAGCUCUACCGGGCGCUGCUCCGCGCGGGCCGUCACCUUCAGCACACGGAUCGCAACUACUAUCGCCGCGCCGUGGCUCGCGAGUUUCGCCGCUGCCAAGACCUGACCGUGCCGGAGGAUAAGGAGGACGCGCUGAGGAGGGGCCAGUUCUUCCUCAACAGCCGACUGGGUGGGCUUAUGUAGGGGGGAAAGGGGUCAUCGGCGGGUGGGUUCAAGGUCAUCCGGAGGUGCAUCAGUGGUAGGAUGGCGGGGGUGAAUGGAGACCGUAAAGGGAAGAAAGAUGACAAUGGGAUUGGCACUGCCAUUGACUUCAUGCUUUCCAAUGCCAAGCUUGUGCUGGGAGUGGGAGGAGCUGCCAUGCUCGGCAUCGCGACACUCGCCGUCAAACGAAUGUAUGACCGAGCCAUAAGCGCUCCGACCAGCCCCACCAACAUUGAGCCGACAGGAAGGAGAAGCUGGGAGGAGCCCGCCUGGAUGGGUUCGUCCCCGCGGGUACUGAACCAUGACAUGAAGUCCACAGUUAGCAGGUCUCUACAGUCUCUGCCCACUUCUUCACAUGCUUUUGAACCAGACUGUCUGCGUAGGGCUGUGGGUCGAGCCGCCGUGGGAGGCAGUGGCGCCACUGAGUCGGACAUGCAGCGGGCCCGAAUGCGUCUGUCCCUGCAGGAGCACCUGUGGGAGUUCUACCAAAGCAAUGUAAACAUCCCCGCUGAGGAGCAGGCUCUGGCAAGGAGGGCAGCGCUGGACAUCUGUGCAGAACUCAGGGUGUUCCUUCACGCCAAACUGCCUGACAUGCCGCUCAGAGAGAUGUACCUGAGUGGCAGUCUGUAUGAUGAGCUGCAGGUGGUGACAGCGGACCACGCCCAGCUCAUGGUGCCGCUUAUCUUGGAGAAGAACCUGUGGUCGUCCAUCCCCGGGGAGGACACCAUCAUGAAUGUUCCGGGUUUCUGGCUCGUCCGCAGGGAGAAUUUGGAGUACUUCCCGCGGAGCAACAGCUACUGGGACCGCUGCAUGGUCGGAGGCUACCUCUCCCCGAAAUCGGUCCUGGAGGUCUUCGACAAGCUGGUGGCGGGCUCCAUCAACUGGCCGGCGAUAGGCAGCGUCCUCGACUACAUCAUUCGCCCCGUGGUUCCCUCUGAAACACUGACCCUGGAGGUGCAGUACGAGACGGACCGGAGACUGUACGUGGACUUCCUGCCGCUGCUCGUGAUGGAGGACGGAACCUCGCUGAUCGCCAAACCCCACCGGCUUGCCGCGGAGCGCCACGGCAACCUGUGGCGGCAGAGCUUCCGCGUGGCCGAGACGGCUCGACUCAGGGCCCUGGACCAGGAGGACGGAGGCGUCCGGUGCCCCUGCCUGAAGCUGGCGAAGGCCGUGUGCAAGCUCAACCCCGCCCUGAACCGGCUCAACGCCAGCCAGCUCACCAACGCCAUCUUGUUGCUCUGCGAGAAAGAAGGCGACUGGACCCAGGAGGCGCUGGCCGACCGGUUCCUACAGCUGCUACGAGCCCUGGUGGGACACCUGGAGGCGGGCCGGCUGCCGUGCGCCCUCAGCCCCAAGGUGAACUUGUUCUGUGAGCUGACCGAACAGGAAGUGGACGAGCUGGGGUACACGCUGUACUGCGCCCUCUCGGACCCCGAGGGGCUGCUGAGAGACUGCGGUGGGCCCAGCCCCCCCAUUUCUGACACCGCCCCCCCCCCCCCCCCCCCCCUCCAUCGUACAGCAGCGCCAAUGCACAGCAACGCAGGGUUGAAAUCUCGACCACUGUUUAGUGGGCAAUGGUGACCUCGAGUCACGCCGAGGUUUCCUGGGGAGGAAAUCAAAAGAAACAAACGGCAGCAUGGAAUCAUCCUCAGUCUCUUUGGUCUUAAUUCUCAUCAGAAAGUGUCUGCACACAGUAGCAGUUACGUCGUCUCGGGAUCCGCGAUAAAGGCUGGAUGUGGUGCGAUCAUGCGACUACUAUUUUAAUCCUCAGAAGUGACGGCUCAUCAGAGUUCAUGGCUCUCAUGAGAGCCGAAGUAUUAAUGUAUUUACGAGCAGACAUGCGUCAGGGUCUAAAGAUUUGGGGCGGGCAUUGGGUGGUCCCAUCAAAAUGUACGCCCGCAUCAUCUUUGAGCUCUUUCUAACCUGUUGGAGAGGUUCAGACAGACACACGGCACGUUACAGUCAAAUGUCUUUUGCUCUGUUUUGAGAUGGAUCCUCUGUGUCAAGGAAGAGAGUGUGACAUUGGUUGUGUUUGUAUGCCAAACCCAAAGCUAAUAAACUGUUGAUCAGCCCAGAGAGGCUGUUAAUCGUCUUUUUAUGCUCCUUUUUGUUACCACACAUAAUAGGAAAUACUGCUCGUUACUGGAUGGAGUUCACUCCUGAAGGUCAAGGUGUUUGAAUAACUGCAGUUAUACAGUGUGUGUAAAAUGUGUUCUACUUCUACGAUAUACGGAAACUUCGGUAAAUGUGACGUUGCCUGGAUAAUCUCAUUUAUUUAUAGACUGAAAAGAAUUCCAUGUGACUUUCGGCCUGGUACAAAGCGGCUCUUUGUUUACGGAAAAGGAUUUUUUUUUUUUUUUUUCUGUCUUCAGUCUCACAUUUGUUGCUUUGGUCCACAGGUCAAAUAUGCUUUAUUUAAUUGUGUUUGUUUAUUUUACAACCUCCAUCCCAGGUCAUUUUGCACUGUUGAAGGUUAACGAGUUGCUCAAAUGUCUCCGGACAUUCGGAAAGUGAUUUCUCCUGGUUUUCGCUUCAAUUUAAGUUCGCCCUCAGUAUUGACUGAACAUGUCAAGUGUAUCAGCCUCACUGUAGUCAUAGCGACGCCGUUCGUCUUUUGGUGAAUUCCUCUCAGUAUCACCUCAUCAGUGCAGCGAGAGCACGGAGCUGGAUACCUCGGGAGUUUUCCGUAUCGGUGUCUGUCCACACACCUGCUCUUGUUCUCAAACCACAUUAAACCCGGAUGUAUGUAGGAAUUAGUGCAGCGAGCGAGGCCGUGUCAUGAUGCAUAAUCCCUGUCUGUCCAGUCUGUGUAUUAAUAGCUGGGAUAGACCGGGAUCUACUCAGAGCAUCAGUGAGAGAAAAGCAGCUUUGGGAGCCGAUGUUGGUGGUGCUAAAGUCAGGUGACAGUAGGUGGAGUCACUAAAACAAAAGCCUUUUCUCUUAUGAAUAUUGUAAACGUGUCGUCUGGAUGAACCUCAUGGUUGCUUUAUGUUCCCACUUUUAGCCUUAGAAUGAAACCGAUGCAGUGAGAUGAGGUGGAGUCCCCAGUUUGUGUGGUGUACGAGGCGCAAGGAUUCGGGUGGUUUUAUAGUUAACAAUCAUCCAGAUAACAGACACAGGUGAAUAUUUUUGUAUUGUAUAUUCAUAACCAAAUAAGAGCAGACUAUUUAUUUGCUUCAACUCCACAUGUAUAGAAUCCCUAACUGUGCUUUGUUCUGGUGUUCUGAUAUAAAGUGGACCUGUCGGUUUGCAUUUUUAUUUAUGCUACACAUCACUGCUGCGCUGAAGAGAUUCACUGUGCCACACUUUGAAACAAAAGCCCAAAGUAGAUCACUACCUCUGCCUGGAGGGGUUCACACUAGCCCAUCCUUUGUUGCAUGCUGUGUUUUCCCCAGAUUAAUUUUUUUCUUUUCUAUGUUCAGCUAUGGAGUUGAAACGUUCAGCACUUUGUAUACUUCAUUAAAUGAUGACAGUUA